ACCGGCCCACUCGAACGCACAGUCCGAAUUCAACAGUUGCCAGGGAACGACACGACGAACCUUCCGCUGUGUUUUGUGUGUGUUUGCUUUGGAACAAUUGGGGCCUUCGUUUAAAUUUUUCUCUUCGAUUUUUAUUCGCCUGAGAGCUGGGUACGUUGGAGAAAGGAGGAAGAUCCAGUUUGCAGCCGAGAAGCGCCACAAGUCCAAAAGAUCUCAACAAAGUGUAGUGUUGAAGCGGUGUGAACUUUGAGCUAUUCUGUUGUUGUGUUUUUUUUAAUUUCGGGUGAAAAAUUGGAGCAGCGGAAGAUUGCCGCUUCAGAAGAAGUGUUCUAACCGGGGAAGAGCUUGCAGUGAACAUUAUUCAAUUAUUGUUGGCUGGUUUAAUUGCUGUUUCGGGCUAAGAGUGCUGUUCCAUUCAAAAGCGAAUGCUGACCUACUGCUGCUGCUGCUAGCAGAGAGAAGUACCAGCUCGAAGUGAUAUCGACGUCAAAAUGAAAAUAAUUAUAGUGAUAUGUAUUCUAGCGACGUUCGUAAUUAGUAUACAAUGCCGUCCCCAGGCUGUGCAGAUCGAAAAGCAACUGCUCCGCUUAAUCCCCCAGGAGACGUCCUACGAACCGCAGCGUGGCACCCUAGAGGAAACGCAACGCAUUCUGCAGGAAAUCGAAAAGAUCAACAUCGCAAUGGGCUACAAAAAGAAACAGGACGUAGCCUUCCCGCGGACACAAGGCUUCAACGAGGGCUAUUUCUACCCAAGACCGGUUUAUCAGCCGCUUAAUUUUCGCACUACCACCAGUCCGGCUCCACUGUUCAAGCAGUUUAAUGUGCAGGAGCUGGGCAGCACGACGGAUCCGUUCCAGACUCUGGUGUACUACUAUCCGGCCCCCUAUCUACGUCUUCCGAUGCCUGAUGGAGCCCGUGCUUUUCGGGUGUACUCCAAGACGAAGAAACCUAAGCAACUGCAACCGAAGAUCUACGUGCUGCCGAUAGCUGUUCGUUCUGCGGACGGACAGACAAAUGAAAUCCGGUAUCUUCCUAGUACCGUGGACUUUAGAACAUUGCGCUCGUUUAGUGGCAAGGGGAAAGCAAUGCAAGAACAGGAGGUUCCAGUUGCACGAGGAAUGAAAAAAUCAAAAGGAGUGAUGGAUGAGGUUGCCGUAGCGGUCGAAGAAGAAAAACUCGAAGAGGAUUUGCUAGAAGAAAUGCUUGAUGUUGUUGAAUACGAACUAGGUGUGGAUGAAGACGCCAAGAAAAAACGAAAGAAGGCUCCUCUGGUGCCAACUUUACCGAACGAUAAGUUUUUAAACAGUAAACUGACUGACAGCGGCAGUGAUGAGAAAGAUGACGGAGAUUCGGACUUUGACAUGUUGAUUCUGAACAAAUCAGCCGGCGGUGGUACGGGAAGAAGCUUCAACAUUUCGGCCACGUUUCAGAACUUUACCAAUCGCUUCAGUAUUUUGCCGUCGAGUACACCAACAACCACACUAACGUCUUCGGAGGAAAGCGACUUGAAGGAAGCUACCAACACCACGGAGGUUGAGGUAGAAGAAGAAAAGGGUCCUUUUGGGCUGUUUAACCGUCAGAGUGACCCGGCAGCAAACGGAGGGUUAGUCAUUCAGCGAUUGAGAGUACGCCAUGGAGGGAUUGCUAUUGCGGGACCUGGUGGCGUAGCCACGGCCGGAAGUGGAGGAACGGCAAUUGUCGGUCCCAAUGGGACAGCCAUCACGCAUCCGAGAAGCCUGACUAUAGCCGGCCCGGGAGCGAAAAUAUACGCCGUACCGGAAAGUGUCGACUUGGGCAAGACGAUUAAUGCUACCAGAAGGAGUUUACCGGCGGAUGCCGUCCUGGUGGCUAGUGGGCCAGUUGUGUACUACAGGCCACAGCCGUUUCCUUCACCCUACCUCCUGGCACCGGGUACGAACGUGAACUUGAACUACCCACCACCAGCUCCUUUGGUUCCUUUCGGAGGAAGGUCUGGAUUCUACGACGAUGCCACCUUCCAUCUGAUUCCCGGUGCCUCAUUCGCGCCACAUCCGUUCAGUCGGAUACCGAAAACAUUGCCUGCGGGUGGUCCGUUACCGAUGCAGUUCAACGGAGCAGCUGAUCCGAUCAAACUAACGGACAAACGGAACCAACCGAUUACUCAAAAUGGACAACAGCGACAACCGAAGCGAAUCAUAAAUGCGCCAUUUGUCCAAGCACUUCAGCAACCUAACAAUAAGUUUAAAGUGCAGAAGUUCAAGCUAGUACAAUCCAAUAAAGCAGCAGUUGCCGAAAGUUCCAAACCCGAGAAAACCACGACGAAGGCUCAACCAGCGGUUACCGAAAAACUACAGAGCUUGAACCCAGAUUUUCCUGUCUUUGCUACAGCCACCGGAUCAACAGCUGCUGAUAAGCCAGUUCCCAGAGUACCGAUCGCGCCAGCCGUAGCCGAGUUCUACCCAGUCUACGGCGUACCAGUGACAGAGAAUCGAGACGAAGCAUCGCUCAUAUUGGAGCCAAGCUCCAAAGCCAUUUCGGGAAAUGGUGGAACCGCAAUUUCAACGCCUGUUUCGCACGCCAUUCUUAAGCACGGUAGUUCAACACGAAUUCUUUUCCGCCCGCAAGCUUCGGCCGAGCAUCGUACCACGUCGGACGUUCUGAAGUUGCCAUUCUACGGUGGCGCUCGGGGUCAGAUACUGGAGAUUCGCAAGAACUCCGACGGAACGGUGGUGAGUAAGAUCCUCCGGGGCGAUGACGAGGAUAUGGAGCUGAAGGUGCACCAGAUCGUGGAUGAGUUGAAACAGAACGAAGAUAUUCUGGCGGAAGACGAUGAUAUCCAGGCGGCCGAUCAGUCGUUCGGUGAUUAUUUGCUGAACAUUCAGAAGGCGGCGGCUUCGCUGGUGACACUUCAGGAACAGGUGAAAAAAACUGGCAAAUUGUCGAGCGACCAGAAGAAGGUCUACGCUGAUAAUCUGGAAAAGCUGGGUGUGGCAGCCCAGAAGUUGGCUCAUAUUCAGCAGCAGGAUGAUGACCAUGACGCGAUCAAGUUUUUAUUCGAUUCUCAAUUCGACCAAACAGACCAGAAGAAGAAGAACACCCAUAAGAUCACAAACUUCCCCGGAUACAAGGGUAAAGAGGAAGAGCAAAGUCAUAAAAAGAAAGAGGAAGAGGAUAAUGUUGGCGAAGAGGAUGGAAAUUCCAACUCGCAGAACGAUAGCGAUAGUGUUCAGGUGCACUCUCCCGAGAAGGAAGCUUCCAUUGCGGAGGCUAAACCCGUAGGUUUGGCCAUUGCUGGCGAAGGAGGAGUCGCGUCAUCGAAGCCCGUUGCGACUGCAGUGGUCGGAGAUGGAGGACUCGCCGUGGCUCGACCCGUGGCUACUGCAAUUGCGGGAAUUAAACCCAGUGAACUUGGCUCCCUAGGUCUACCGAUCGCCAUCAACAAGAAGCUAGUUACCAAAGGAAAAUACGGAUUAGUGGCAGCGGAUCAUGAUGUACCGAAUGGACUGCUCGUGGGGCCAGGAUUCCAGGAAGCCCGUGUUUCUCAAAACGAAAUUGAAGCGGAAAUCGACGACGCCCGUCAGCAAGCGUUAGGGCAAAUUGAUAGCCUUGCUCCAUCCUUCGACACGGAAAAGUUUUUGGCCAACUUGAGACUAAAGGCAAAACAGCAACAACAACAACAGCAGCAGCAAAACCAACAACAACAACAACAGCAGCAGCCAUCCCCGUUUAAUUCUCAACCAAUUUACUAUCAACCGCAAUUAAAUAUGCCUCAGUCGUAUCCUUUUAUGAGCGAUUACAUUAACACACCCCAGUAUCCAGUGUACACUCCGAACUUUCUGCCAUAUUACAGCUGGAAUGCUUAUUCGGCUGCCGCUGCCUACCAGAAUCAGUUGGCCCUUUUGGCUGCCUACCAGCAGCAACAGCAACUGGCAUUUCAGUCCCAAUACAAUCCAUACUUUUUCAGCGCAGGCUCCAUUGCCCCCCAGCAUUCCUUUCAGCAAUAUGAAUAUCCCCAGCGAGCUUCAUUUUACUCCGCUCCAACUGCCAUCAAUUCUGCCCCCGUCAGUGCCACCGCCGCUGCCUACCCGAGCUAUUACAAUUAUCCAUCCUACUCAACCCCAUCGCCAUACAGAUUUUUCUACUAUUAGAUUGCUUAUCACCAACCCGACCACCGGCGGAUUGGACGGUAACCCAUACAUUCUAAGCAUUAGCUCCAAUGGGAAGUAAAACAAAAAGACUUGAAACUCAUUCCACCCUGUCCGUUAGGAUAAUUGCGUAGUGUAUCGCCUCACGGAAGGAUCGCACUUUUGUAGAUCGUCCCAGCGGACGGCAGGCAAGCUCCGUUGGCGAAGAUCUACGAGACCUGCCCCUUCAAUCCCCUCGGUGGGUUAGUUUUCCAUUUAACAAAUGAUAGGGAAUCAAGAUGCGGGUGGAAUUCGAAACGAUACAAAUAGGUUUAGGUUGCUUUCCCAACGACACGAUUAAAAAACUGUUCGUUGUAAUCGAAUCGAUACAAAUAUAAGAAAAUAGCGUUUAGAGUGUAAGAAAACGAUUUAGGAAAAAGAAAAGAGACAAAGAGAUAAAUAAAGGAUAUUUCUAUAAA
Wyeomyia smithii (pitcher-plant mosquito) is the source of this 4582-nucleotide messenger RNA. RefSeq lists its product as uncharacterized. The transcript is spliced from 7 exons. NCBI's taxonomy places the organism in Eukaryota, Metazoa, Arthropoda, Insecta, Diptera, Culicidae. Bases 492 to 4127 code for a protein of 1211 amino acids. The record is from RefSeq and is a predicted model, not a curated record.